AUGGCCGACUCGACCAGCAGCUGCUCUGACUCUUCAUCAGCCAACACCUGCUCCUCCUCCUCGCUCAGAGACCUUGCUCACUCAGCCUUACAGCUCGUCCACUGGAAAGAACCGAAGAAGUCAGCGGUGGUGUUCGGUCUGUCGCUGCUGGUUCUGGUCUCCGUGGCGACGCUGUCCGUCAUCAGCGUGGUGUCCUACCUGCUGCUGGCCUGUCUCUGUGUCACCAUCACCUUCAGGGUUUAUAAAUCAGUGAUUCAGGCCAUCCAGAAAUCAGACGAAGGUCAUCCAUUCAGGUCUCUUUUGGAGAGGGACAUCUCGGUGUCCUCAGAGUCAGUCCGGCAGCUGGCUGAUCAGUCUCUGAUUCACCUGAACUGGUUCAGCAAUCAGACCCGAAGGCUGCUGCUGGUCGAAGACCUGGUCGACUCUCUGAAGCUGGCUGCAGUCAUGUGGGUACUGACCUAUGUGGGAGCUGUGUUUAAUGGCGUCACCCUGCUGAUCCUCGCCGACAUUAUUUUCUUCACCUCGCCGCUGAUUUACCAGAAGAAAAAGACACAGAUUGAUAAGACCAUCGAGCUGAUUCAGUCCAAAGUGGAGGAGACACUGCAGAAGCUGCAGAACAGGUUACCAGGAGCUGUGAAAAGAGUCAAAGCUGAGUGACCACCUGAUUGGAGAACACACCUGCGCCCUCUCUUCUGAUUGGUCCAUUUGUUAGUGAUUCACUUGCUGAAUUUCCUCUGAUGUCAGACUGAUAAAGAAACAAAGCUGAAGCUGCUGUUUUGUUUUGUCUGAAGUCUGUUUGUGUUUUUGUUCAUUAAAGUUCAUGUUUUAAUCCAAACUUCUUGUGUCUGGUGUGACAUUCACGACUUGA
Messenger RNA from Lates calcarifer (barramundi perch), 868 nucleotides. RefSeq names its product reticulon-3-B. Lineage: Eukaryota; Metazoa; Chordata; Actinopteri; Centropomidae. The transcript is spliced from 8 exons. Bases 1 to 657 code for a protein of 218 amino acids. Gene Ontology annotation, cellular component: neuron projection; postsynaptic density. The record is from RefSeq and is a predicted model, not a curated record. Gene Ontology annotation, biological process: brain development; endoplasmic reticulum tubular network formation; neuron differentiation.